CAAGAAAACGCUGUCCAGCCUUUUUGCCUUUAAAACAACAGACUCUGUCUGUCAACUCUCAACCUCCUCCUUUCCGCAAAACACCUACUCAGAUAAAUCACUUUUCCAAUAAGCACUUAUCUCUCUCUCUCUCUCUCUCCUCCAUGCAACCGAGCUAAGACAGAGAGAGAGAUGGUUAGUGCUCAUCAGAGAGUUUUGGUGUUAUUAAUAUCUUUUAUCGGGGUGCUUUUGGAGACUUCAAGGGCGGCAGAGCAGCUUGUAAAUCUGACCAGGCUGCACAUGUUUGUGGAUGAACUUCCCGAUAUGCCUCUACUCAAAGGCUUUGAUGUUGUAGAUGGUGUUCCCAAACCCAAGUCAUUAAAAAUUGGCAUGUACAUGAAAAAAUGGAGAUUCCACAGAGACCUUCCGGCGACGCCAGUGUUCGCCUACGGUACACGUAAGCGCACAGCAACAGUGCCUGGUCCUACAAUCGAAGCCCUCCAAGGAAUCGAUACUUUCGUGACGUGGCGUAAUUACCUCCCCUCCAAACACAUUCUGCCUUGGGAUCCCACCAUUCCAACGGCCCUACCCGCUACCAACAAGGGCGUUCCUACUGUGGUGCACCUCCACGGCGGCAUCCAUGAACCCGCAAGCGAUGGUAGCGCAGAAGCAUGGUUCACCGCCAAAUUCAAAGCCCGUGGGCCCUCUUGGCCGAAGCGAAGAUAUCGCUACCGCAACCAGCAACAACCCGGGAACCUGUGGUACCAUGAUCACGCCAUGGGCUUGACCAGAGUCAACCUCCUCGCUGGCUUGAUUGGGGCCUACAUUGUCCGUCAGCCGGAAGUCGAAGACCCGCUUCGACUCCCAAGCGGCGAAUUUGAUCGAACGCUAGUGGUGUUUGAUCGUAGCUUUCGCACCGACGGUUCGAUAUACAUGAACUCGACCGGAAACAAUCCCUCCAUACACCCGCAGUGGCAGCCGGAAUAUUUUGGUGACGCCAUUAUUGUGAAUGGGAAGGCAUGGCCGCAGUUGAAGGUACGACGUCGUAAAUACAGGUUCCGAAUUAUCAACGCUAGCAAUGCGAGGUUCUUCAGAUUCUUCUUCGCCAACGGUUUGAGAUUCAUCCACGUGGGGGCUGAUUCGGCGUACCUUGGGAAACCGGUGGGGACCAAGGACAUUUUGCUGGCGCCUUCUGAGAUCGCUGACGUGGUGGUUGACUUUUCGAAGUCCAAGAAUGCCAACGCUAUCCUAGCCAAUGAUGCACCGUAUCCUUACCCGUCGGGUGAUCCCGUUAACACUGCUAACAGUAAGGUCAUGCAGUUUGUGAUUGUUGACCAUUCAGAGCUGGACACGUCGCACGUUCCAGCGAGGUUAAUUCAGUACCCCGUUCCUGAUUUAUUGAGUGCAUCGCGCACACGAUACAUCGCAAUGUAUGAGUACACGAGUGACGCUGAUGAGCCGACACAUCUUUAUUUGAACGGGAAAUCUUAUGAGGCACCGGCAACGGAGAUCGCGAAAGCGGGGACCGGUGAGGUGUGGAACGUGAUCAAUCUGACGGAGGACAACCAUCCGUUACACAUUCACUUGGGACUGUUCGUUGCAUUGGAGCAGAGGGAGUUGGUGAAUGUAGAGAAGUUUAAAGAUUGCAUGAAUAAAUUAAACGACGCCGUCAAGUGCCAAAUAAGCAAAUAUGCCGUUGGCAAGAGAGUAGAGGUGCCAGCUCACGAGAAAGGUUGGAAGAAUGUGUUUAAGAUGAGACCCGGUACUGUGACAAAGAUAUUUUUGAGAUUUGCUUACAUACACUCGAAUGCAUCGUAUGAGUUUGAUCCUACUGCGAAGCCUGGUUACGUGUACCAUUGCCAUAUCUUGGAUCAUGAGGACAAUGCCAUGAUGAGACCAUUGAAAAUUGUCCAUUGAGAAGAUCGACUGGAUACGAGAGACUCCCGGAUACAAAGUGAUAUAUAAUCGUUUACACAACAAAAUCUCUCCACCAAGAUUCAUAGACACAACUUUGAGUAAUAAGGAACUCCCGCGGCAAGGCAAUGUGGUAUUUUUGUCACAAAUAUUGAUUGUUACAGCUUAAGAUAGUAAAAGAGUGCGGAAAUCAUUUUCA
Molecule: messenger RNA, 2092 nt
Organism: Malus domestica (apple)
Lineage: Eukaryota; Viridiplantae; Streptophyta; Magnoliopsida; Rosales; Rosaceae
Product: multicopper oxidase LPR1-like
Molecular function (GO): copper ion binding; oxidoreductase activity
Source: RefSeq, a predicted model, not a curated record